This is a messenger RNA of Dreissena polymorpha, 2814 nucleotides long. RefSeq names its product sperm-associated antigen 16 protein-like. Gene Ontology annotation, molecular function: protein binding. Bases 64 to 1899 code for a protein of 611 amino acids. Lineage: Eukaryota; Metazoa; Mollusca; Bivalvia; Myida; Dreissenidae. The record is from RefSeq and is a predicted model, not a curated record. Gene Ontology annotation, cellular component: axonemal central apparatus. Gene Ontology annotation, biological process: axoneme assembly. The transcript is spliced from 16 exons.
GUGCAUUUAAGUUUAGCUUUGGGUUACAUUCCGAAAUUCCAUGGUGAUCGAAUAGCAACAAACAUGGCGGCAGAUCCUGAGUUCGAAAAAUAUUACCUUGAGCGUGAACAGCUUGUUGUGGACUCCGAUGAUGAGUUCCAAUAUGAAGAAGUACCUGUGGAUGAAGACUUUGUGGCUCCAGACAUGGAAGAAGACCUGGACUUCGCAGUGCGGACCAUCAGAGACGGGAAGGAGGAUGAACAGGCUACAGCAAGGAAGGAGGCAACCCACAAGGCUCAGGUGACAAAACAUCCAGAGGUGGUGGAUGACUUUGUACGUAAUUUCCUCGUACGUAUGGGCAUGGAGAGGACCCUAGACUGCUUCCAGACGGAAUGGUAUGAGCUUCAGCAGAGAGGGUUUCUCCAUGAGGAGGAUGUGGGCAUAGUGCCGGACAUCUACACGCGCAACCAGAACCUUGACAGCGAGAUCAAGUUCCUGAAGGGCGAGGUUGAGAAAUAUAAGGAUGCUGCGCUUAAGGCCAAGGAUUUGUAUGUGAAACUUCGCAAGGAGAGGGACUAUCAUAGGAUGCACCAUAAGAGGGUCGUUCAGGAGAAGAACAAACUCAUCACCGACAUCAAGAGAUUGAAGCGUCACUACGCCCAGUACGAGCCCACCUUGCAACAGCUUAAGAAGAAAUACGAGGUGGCUAUGAAGGAGAAGAUGCUGUCCAAGCUUGAGAGAGACCGCGCCAUGGGUCAGGUCACAGGCCUGCAGAGCACACUGAAGAGCAUGGAGUCAUUCAAGGGUGGCUCGGCAAAACAAGGGGAGAAGGCUGCAGCAAAUUCUGCAGCCAUGUGGCAGAGAGGAGGUGAAGGCAUGGGUCCCACCCAGCGAACCCUGCUGGCAGAACGUACCAUGGAUGUACAGAACCUGCCAAAAGACUUCAAGAGGCAUCCAAAUGACUCUGAAUUCCCUGCUGACAAGGGAGUGAAUCCAUACAUUGGAAUGGCUAAGGUGCCAUCCGGUCACCUGGCGCGAUCAGGCGGCUUCAGAUUGUCUAACACCUUCCAGGCUCACUCACAUCCUAUCAGCGGACUGGCGCUGCAUCCUCGCAAGCAGAUCCUGGCCACCAGCAGUGACGACCACACGUGGAAGAUGUGGGCUGUGCCUGGUGGGGACAUCAUAAUGACGGGAGAGGGGCACACAGACUGGGUGUCUGAAUGCGACUUCCAUCCAUCUGGAACAAUGCUGGCAACCUCCAGCGGUGAUACAACAGUGAAAAUAUGGGACUUUUCGAAGGCAGAAUGCGUGCAAACAUUUACUGAUCACACUCAUGCUGUGUGGUGUGUCAGCUGGCACUCAUGUGGUGACUUCCUGGCCAGCAGCUCAAUGGACAACACGGCCAAGGUGUGGGACCUGAACAGCGCGCGUUGCCGCUACACCCUGCGCGGGCACACAGACUCUGUGAACAGCAUAGAGUUCCUGCCCUUCUCUAACACUCUCCUUACCUGCUCUGCUGAUAAGACUCUUUCACUCUGGGAUGCCAGAACGGGACUUUGUGCUCAGAGUUUCUAUGGCCAUAUGCAUUCAGUCAACUUUGCAACCUUCAACCUUAAGGGGGACACUGUGGCCUCCUGUGACUCGUACGGCACAGUGAAACUGUGGGACGUUAGACAGGGUGCUCCCAUGGUCAGCAUAGACUGUGGACCACACCCCGCUAACAGGGUGGCAUUUGACCCCGCAGGUCAAGUAUUGGCCGUGGCAAGCAAUGACAGCACCAUCAAGAUGUACGAGGUAGCCAAUGGAAGGAUCAGUUCCCUGGUAGGGCACGAGGAUGCCGUGCAGUGUCUCAUCUUCGACAGGGCCGGAGAAUACAUGGUUUCUGGUGGCAGUGACUGCACCAUUCGAAUAUGGUCGUAACAAAAUUUGGAUGAAAAUUAGAUCUUGAGAUAUUUAGCAUGAUCAGAACAUUUUAGCAAGCUGUCCAUCUUUUCUUGUAUUUUUUGCCAAACUUUGAUCAGACAGUUUCAACAUGUGAUUUACUGGUAAACAUUUUUGUUCAACUUUAAUAUAACUUUUUGCCAUUUUUUUAUGGAUUUAAAUUCACUAAUGAUAAAAUAUGUAAUAAAAUGCUAGUACAAUGUAUGGUAAUACACACUGUUUUGGAAUUUGUUACUGAAUGUUUGCAUUUCUUUAAAUGUAUUUAUUUAUUUCAAAUAUAUUUUUUAUCGAAAUUAAAAUGUACUUGGAGACUAUGAAGCUGAUUCUAUAAUUUGUUUCAAAGUACACACCAGUGUCGAUGCUGUUGUGUGUUUUAAAACAAACUGCCUGAAACUUUUUAUGCCCCCGAAGGAGGGCAUAUAGUGAUCGAACUGUCUGUCUGUCCGUCUGUCUGUCCAUCACACUUUGUGUUUAGGUUUCGAAAAAUGCUCAUAACUUCUAUGUCACUUCAGAUAGCAACUUAAUAUUUGGCAUGCAUGUGUAUCUCAUGGAGCUGCACAUUUUUAGUUGUAAAAGGUCAAGGUCAUCCUUCAAGAUCAAAGGUCAAAAAACAAAUAAAAGGGAAGUAAUAAGCUUUAAAGGGAGAUAAUUAUCUGUACCUGCCAAAUGAUAAAAAAACAAUAAUCAAAGUGGCGCAGUAGGGGGCAUUGUGUUAUUAACAAACACAUCUCUUGUUGAAACAAACAUGCCCAUAAACAGUUAAAACUAGUAAUAUAUGUAUACAGAGAUUUUGACUCUGCAUGAAAUAUCAAAAUUUCAAAAUAGUACAUGUCAGUUUUAAUAUAUUGUAUCUGUGAUAUUGUCAAUGUUAAUGUCAAAUACAACAACAAACAA